AUGAGCCAACAAGCAUACCACUCCAACACCAACACUCUUCCCUCUACCUCUUCCUCCUCCUCCUCUUCCUCCACUACCCUCUCAACCCCACCAAAUCCCCAGAAAUACACCCAGCCCCCCUUACCACGAAAACACACACCCCUACCACGCACAAGAACACCACCAGGACUACAUAUCCUACCUAAACUACCACCAGGUACAGAUACCACCAACAUGUCCAACACUCACAGCAAAGGAGGCGAGGGCUCAUCAUCAUCAGAAGAACAAACCACAACAUUGAAAACCAGUAAACGCGCCCCUACAAAUCAAGAACUGGAGGAAUGACAUAAUAACUGUACGUUGCCAUCAUGUAAUUGGCGAAAGGGGUGGGAGGAACGACAGAUGCGAUUGGACCAGAUGAAGGCAGUUCAACCAAAUAUCCGGACCCAACGAAACAUGGCUCGGGAUGAAGAGAAGGUUAAGCGAGAAAAGGAAAGAGUUAAGGGAAAAGUUGCGGAGAAAGAGAAGAAAAAGGACGAUGAAGGAGAAGAAGAGAAACUUAAGACCCAAGCAGAAAUACUAAAAGCCCUCCACAAAUCAUGUCCGAUGAAGGGGUGUAUCCACACGGACGACAACCCAUGA
This is a messenger RNA of Hymenoscyphus albidus, 621 nucleotides long. The record is from the annotation of a GenBank genome assembly. NCBI's taxonomy places the organism in Eukaryota, Fungi, Ascomycota, Leotiomycetes, Helotiales, Helotiaceae.